Molecule: messenger RNA, 1568 nt
Organism: Dermacentor silvarum
Lineage: Eukaryota; Metazoa; Arthropoda; Arachnida; Ixodida; Ixodidae
Product: shematrin-like protein 1
Exons: 3
Coding region: 111-1568 (485 amino acids)
Source: RefSeq, a predicted model, not a curated record
UUGUAUUUAGUUUCCCCGUAGAGCAUACCGUGAAGGCAUACGUUUUGUAUAAAAGGGCCCACGAACUGCACAGAUUCAGCAGUUGGCUCAACAGCAGCUCUAAAGUCACCAUGAUCCGUGCCUGCGUCCUCUUGGCUCUUGCCACCAGCGCUUUCGCUGGCUACACCGGCUACGGCCUGGGCUACGGUCUGGGCUAUGGCGGUCUUGGUUACGGCUACGGUCUCGGCCACGCCUACGGUGGUCUUGGAUACGGCUACGGUCUCGGCCACGCCUACGGUGGUCUUGGAUACGGUUACGGUCUCGGCUACGCCGGCUAUGCUCCAGCUGUCCACACCGUCGCCCACGCUGCUCCAGCUGUCGCUACCGUUGCUCACGCCCCAGUCGCCACUUACGCUGCUGCUCCAGUUGUUGCCGCUGCUCCAGCCGUGACCAAGGUUGCUACCACCUACCACGCCCCAGCUGUCGCCACCGUGGCUCACGCUCCAGUUGCCGCUUACGCUGCUGCUCCAGCCGUCGCCACCUACGCCACUGCCGUCCACCACGCCCCAGCUGUGGCCACUGUGGCUCAUGCUGCCCCAGUUGUUGCCGGCUACCACGCCGCUCCAGUGUACAACUACGGUGUUGGCACUCUCGGCUAUGGUGUUGGCCACUACGGUUACGGUCACGGUCUCCUCGGCUAUGGCCUGAACUACGGCUACGGCCUUGGCUCUCCCUACCACUAUGGUGCCCUUCUCCGCAAGAAGAAGUCGCUUUCGCUGGCUACACCGGCUACGGUCCUGGGCUACGGUCUGGGCUAUGGCGGUCUUGGAUACGGCUACGGUCUCGGCCACGCCUACGGUGGUCUUGGAUAUGGCUACGGUCUCGGCCACGCCUACGGUGGUCUUGGAUACGGCUACGGUCUCGGCUAUGCCGGAUAUGCUCCAGCUGUGCACACCGUCGCCCAUGCUGCUCCAGCCGUCGCAACCGUUGCACACGCCCCAGUCGCCGCUUACGCUGCUGCUCCAGUUGUUGCCGCUGCUCCAGCCGUGACCAGGGUGGCCGCCUACCACGCCGCCCCGGCUGUUGCCACUUAUGCCGCUGCCCCAGCUGUCGCCACCUACGCCGCUGCUCCAGCCGUGACCAAGGUUGCUACCACCUACCACGCCCCAGCUGUCGCCACCGUAGCUCACGCUCCAGUGGCCGCUUACGCUGCUGCCCCAGCCGUCGCCUCCUACGCCACCGCCGUCCACCACGCCCCAGCUGUAGCCACUGUCGCUCAUGCUGCCCCAGUUGUUGCCGGCUACCACGCCGCUCCAGUGUACAACUACGGUGUUGGCACCCUCGGCUACGGUGUUGGCCACUACGGUUACGGUCACGGACUCCUCGGCUAUGGCCUGAACUACGGCUACGGCCUUGGCUCUCCCUACCACUAUGGUGCCCUUCUGCGCAAGAAGAAGUGUGAGUAUACAAUUGUUCUAUUUCGGAUGGUAGAAAAAUGUAGUGUAUGCAUUGAUAAUAAUUCCAUUACUUUGGUGAUGUCAGCGUCUUGUCGAUGCAAAAAAAAAUGCUUUGGUGGCGCUGAAAUUUAG